This is a messenger RNA of Cyprinodon tularosa, 3635 nucleotides long. It is a transcript of the gene clmna, whose product is annotated as calmin a. The coding region runs from base 209 to 3475 and encodes 1088 amino acids. Gene Ontology annotation, cellular component: cytoplasm; nuclear outer membrane; meiotic nuclear membrane microtubule tethering complex. The record is from RefSeq and is a predicted model, not a curated record. Gene Ontology annotation, biological process: nuclear migration. Gene Ontology annotation, molecular function: actin filament binding. The transcript is spliced from 13 exons. Lineage: Eukaryota; Metazoa; Chordata; Actinopteri; Cyprinodontiformes; Cyprinodontidae.
CUCCAUCCCACCUCGGGAACACCAACCAGGUGCAGCGGCUCCCUCCUCCUCCUCCUCCCGGAGCUCAGUGGCUCUGAGCGCGGAGCAGAGACGGAAGAAGCCGCAGUGUGGAGCAGAGAUGUUGGUGCACUGAUAGAGCAGUCCGCUGUGUGAUAACAGACAACAGCGAAGCCCCGUGUCCCUCCCGGACUCCCGUAGCGCUGUCCGGAUGGCUGGACACCGCUGGGAUGACUGGUUCGAGCGGGAGGAGUUCAUCGGGCAGAUCAGCGACAUCCGAGUGCAGAACCUGCAAGUGGAAAGGGAAGUGGUGCAGAAGAGGACCUUCACACGAUGGAUGAAUCUGCACUUAGAGAAGUGUGACCCACCACUACAGAUCCAGGAUCUGUUCCAGGAUAUUCAGGAUGGACACGUCCUCAUGGCUUUGCUCGAGGAGCUCUCUGGCUGUAAACUGCUCCACGGCUUUAAGAAGUCUUCCCAUCGGAUUUUCCGACUCAACAACAUCGCCAAGGUGCUGUCCUUUCUGGAGGAGAGAAAUGUGAAGUUGGUCAGCAUCGAUGCAGCCGACAUCGCUGAUGGAAACUCUUCCAUCAUCCUUGGACUCAUCUGGAACAUCAUCCUCUUCUUCCAGAUCAAAGAGCUGACAGGAAACAUCCGGAGCCAGUUCCCGUCUUCGUCCAGCUUGUCAUCCAUCCCCACCAGUUCGGACUCGGACACGUCCUUCAGCAGCUCUCCUUCAGAGGAGCGACAGUCUGCUGCCAUCACCAUAAGGGAAAACAGCAAGGCCAUCAAGAAGCUGCUGCAGUGGAUCCAAAGGAGAACCCGCAAGUACGGAGUGGCUGUGCAGGACUUUGGGAAGAGCUGGACUAGUGGUCUGGCUUUCCUGGCUGUCAUUAAAUCCAUUGACUCCAGUCUGGUGGACAUGAGGAAGGCCCUGUUGAGGACCCCCAGAGAGAAUCUGGAGGACGCCUUCAGGAUAGCUCACUACAGUUUGGGAAUACCACGACUGCUGGAGCCUGAGGACAUGGCUAUAAACACUCCUGAUGAGCAGUCUAUCAUCAUGUAUGUUUCCCAGUUCUUGGAGCACUUCCCCGGCAUCCAGGAGUCGGAGGAACCUUCCCAGCUGAUUGAACGAAGUGUCUCCAUGGGUAGACUCAACUUUCGUGACAUCGACUCGGAGCACGUGAGGAAUGGAGCUUAUCAAAGCAGAGUGAAGCAGCGAUCCUACAUGUUCCAGAGGGACACCACUCAACCUCCUCCCAAAGUCUUGAUUUCCUCGGUGUCAGAGGACAGAUGUGUCCUGGAGCCACGUUCCAGGGUGACCGCUGCUCGUUCGUGGUCGAGUGAAGACAUCUUGUCAGACUCGCCCCACGCUGAAGACGAGUCAAACAGUGGGGACGUGAACACCAGAGAGUCUGGCAGAGAUGUCCUACAGGACUUUGGUUCCCCUCAAGAGUCGUUUACGUACUCCCCCUCAUCGGUACCAGAGUCGAUGGUUGGUGACUCUGCCAUCAACUCUCCGGACUCCUGGAUGGAGGGCGAGCUGAACCCUGACAGGUUCUCUGAGAGUCGCAGUGACAGUUCCUUAUAUGACAGUGGGACGGCCUGGGAUGUUUACCGGGCCACACCGGUGGAGGUGACACCAUACGACGAGGGAUUUAUCUCAUCGAUCGAGGACAGAGCUCCCGAUGAGGCCAUCAUUGAGACAUGCAUUGAUGAAAGGAGGAGCUCUCUGGACAGAUUUGAUAUGCAGACUGAGAAAAACCAAGAGGAAGAAUGGAAGGAAGAAAAGGAGAACGCUGAGACUCUAUACCAGAACCCAGACUCAGGCCAAACAGCUGAUCUUAGAGAAACCAAACAUAUAGAUGAAACUCAACUUCAAAAGGAGGACAUUUCCAGAGAACAAAAGCCAUUGAUUAAACUCUAUGAAGGAGAAAGUCUGGACAGCUCUGCUUCUGGAGAUCUGCUUAAGAAAUCUGAUCAGUUAAACAGGUUUGAGCCCAUCUUCUCCACUGAACCUCCUGAUGACGAAAACCGUGCUGAAGAAAUCCAUCUGAGAGAACAGGAUGGAGGAGAAAGUCACCAGAAUGGAAAGUAUAACGGUCAAUCAGAAUGUCUAGAGCAGACGUCUGAGGAGGACAAUGGAGGUCAGAGAACUGAUGCAGCUCCAGAAGAUGAAGUAGAAGAUGUAAGACUGAAGUCAGAUAGUUUAAAAGAAGGAAAUGGUAACAUAGAUGGAAGCCUAGAGAUUUUAAGAGACUCCACACAGUGUGAAGAAAGCAGCAGCACAGAAACUUUAGAUAAGCAUGCAGCCAAUGGGGGCACAGCAUUCAAACCAAGUCUGAACAUUCCUCUAAUCUCCAUCACCAGUGAGCCAGAUGAGCCAGACGAAGAGACAGAACUUUACCCAGGAAUUUUGGAUCAGGACAAGCAUGAGGAUCAGUGGGGAAAUUCAGAAGUCUGGAGUUCUCAAGGUCUUGAGAACAGUGUUGGGAGUAACGAUGAUGUACAAGAACCUCCAGAGAAUCCAUCCAGUUUAAUACCAAAACAUACUAAACCAACGAGAGACCCAGAAAGUGACUCUGCAAGGGAUCCGAUUGACCAGGAUGGCAGCUUUGGGACAAACUCAAAAGGUAACAGUGAUGAUUUCCUGGAUAAACAGAAUGUUUCGGCUCAGCAUCCUUCUACCAACUCCGACCACCAGCCUGAUGGAUACGGCUGGAAUGACUCUGAUGGACACUGGGACCAUCCAGGGAACCAUAUGGACUCAUUUAAUGGCUUUCAGAACAUUCUGGAUCCAGGUUCUCAGCAGCUGAAUGGUCAAAUAGCAACGCCGUUUUCUGAACCAACAGAAUUAUCCAGAAACUUGGACCAGUUUUCGUCUGACUAUCACAGAAGCUCUCCAACAGAGGACCUGGUCGGCGACCGAAUAGAACCCAUGGACCUGUUCUACCCUGACAAAGAGGAGUCCAUUCUUCCAGAACCGCCUGACACUGAGAUGCAGAGGUGGCCAUCAGUUCUGAGCGUCUCCGCACUGGAACCGGCGCCACCUUCAGACAGAUCAGAGGACCUGCUGGGUAAUGACUUCCUGAGAGGAGGAGAACAUGAACAUACGCCUUCCGACUCGUCUCCAUCCCAGGAGCAGUGUGUGAUGUGCGGAGUGACGAUCGGAGCUGUGCAGGCCGCUGAUGUUUCCGAAGCAGGCAGCAACGAAGGCCCUCUGAGGAUCGACUCCAUCAGACCAAAUGAGACCCACAUCGCUCCAGUACUCCGACAUAGAAAAGGAGCUCGCCUUUCCGAGUCCACAGACAAACCUAGAGCUGCACCCAGAACGGCUGAACCUGAAGACUCUGAUUUGUGGUGGAAGGAGAACUGGGAGCUAUGUUUGCUGCUGCUGCUGUGGCUGCUGCUCUACUCCUUCAUGGUUCUUCCUCAGAUGGACCUGAAGACGCUGCCGAGCUUGCUGCUCAACCGAUAAACGCGCACGCACGCACAGCCCAACUAAAACACACAAUAAAAGCAUUGAAGGAACCGGAGCUGAGCUGCCAUCCUCCUCUUCGUCACUCACUCCAGCUUAUAUGAAGGCUUUAUUCUUCUUGUCUGACAGAAUUCAUUUUUUUAUUUACUUUUGUAAAAAA